AUGGAUGGGACUCGUCUUUUGGAAGUAGACAAUCACAUUGAGAAUACAUGGACAAUGGAAACGUUUCUUCCUCCUUGGAAUGCAGAUGAGUGUUCUCCUUUCGACAAAUGUUGUACCUGCUGGAUUGGAGGAUCAGAUAGACAUAUAGAGGGGGUUUUCACCUGGAAUGACCUCACCAAUAUAACCUAUAAAAACUGGUUCCCUGGCCAGCCUGAUGGCGUUUUGCAGGGAGAUUGUGUCAGUUUCUGUCGGGAUGGGUACUGGGACGAUAACACGUGCUUAACUCUGGAAGACGAAAUGGGGCCCUUAGAUUGCCUAGAUGGAUGGUUUCGAUAUGAAAACCAUUGUUAUUAUGUUAAUACAACAGCCGUAACUUGGAACGAAGCCAAGUUUCAGUGUGAAAUUAAUGGAGCACGUCUUAUUGAGAUUGAGUCUGACAGUGAAAACACAUGGGUCAUGGAAACCUUUCUACCACCCUGGACUAAUGCUGAGUGUUCUAAAUGGUGGGAUUGCUGCGAUUGUUGGAUAGGUGCUACAGACAUCGAUACUGAAGGAGUGUUCACAUGGAAUCAUGUGACCAACAUCACAUAUUCGAAUUGGUACAUAGAUCAGCCAGAUAAUCUACAGAUGGGGCAUUGUGUCGUCAUGUGUCGAAAUGGAUUCUGGGAUGAUUUAGAUUAUAGAACCUUCCAUUUAAGGACUCAGGCAGAGGUAGCAAAGAUUGUGGAACCUUCCUUAGAACCCUUGAGUGGAUCGGGAAGUUCUGGUAGCUCGGGAUCAUCCAGCGGAGACAGUGGCUCAAUUGUUGGAAAGAAACGAAGGUUCAAUUAUAUGAACGCCCAGGCAGGUAUUGUCGUUUACGUGGAAAAUGGGGGACAUUGGCUACUUCUCAAGGGGUCGAAUUAUGAUGAUACACCCGACACAUUUAUUACAGAUGCUGCUCUUAUGAAUUCAAGUUGGAUUUGCCUCGAAGGCCAUCCAGUCAGAAACUGUCAUUAUACUGUGAACAAUUUCAUAGUGAAUGCCCUUAUAAGGGAACCCGACUACCUGAUUGGAGCUAACUGUCAGACAGCAGCUAACAGAAUGUGGGUGCUGGUAGAGAGUUGUAUAUAGUAUAUCAAAAAAAAGUCAACAUGGCAGAGUUAUUUUUUUUUAAAUUUGAACGUGUUUAUAUUAUCAUAA
Molecule: messenger RNA, 1182 nt
Organism: Saccostrea cuccullata (small rock oyster)
Lineage: Eukaryota; Metazoa; Mollusca; Bivalvia; Ostreida; Ostreidae
Product: macrophage mannose receptor 1-like
Exons: 9
Coding region: 1-1113 (370 amino acids)
Biological process (GO): biological process involved in interspecies interaction between organisms
Cellular component (GO): external side of plasma membrane
Molecular function (GO): carbohydrate binding
Source: RefSeq, a predicted model, not a curated record